AACAGCUUGAAAUUUUGAAACAGCUUUGACGGGUUAAACACGCCAAAAUCACUCUGACGCCACACAACCACAUCACCCAUCACUGAUUUGUCGAACGAAACGACGAUGAUGGAUGAUGAUGAUGACUUCUUUGGGGACCACGGUGACGCUGACGAAAUGGCUCAACGUGAGUGCCAAGCAGCAGACACUCGUCUUGAGAAGGUGGCAUACCUGGACGGAUUUGAAGAGGCCAAAGAGGCUCGGCUUCAAGAAGGAUUUGAAGCCGGUUACGUGGACGUCCACGAGAUUGCGUUUCGAUUGGGAGAACAGUUGGGCCGGAUAUCUGCAAAAGCCAAAAUAGAAAACCUUUUGGUGGGGUUUGAAGGAACUUCUCCUCUUCAGAAACAGGCAGAAGAAGUCGCACAACGUUUCCGCGAUGUUCUUGGCCGUAUCAACAAGGGAGACGAAGCCGAUGACGAUGCACCUGCUAGUCUUCUUGCUUUGGAAGAAGAUGUAAAGGAGCUUGUGGGUGUAGACGCAGGCUCUGGGGAAGGUGUGUCUGAAACUGCAGAAGGGACCAUCGAUACUGCGCCAGCUCUCACUUGCGGGCCGAUUGGAGAGGGUUCAGCACCACCACCGAUUCCUGCCGUUCAGGCUCAUGGCAAACGAUGUGCCUGUGGUUGUGUUCCCGCGAUCCUGUCACUGUUUGAAAUGGCCGAACUGAGAAAGCAAGCAAAACUGACAAAAGCGGCGGAGGCGAAAGCAAACGCUUGAAUCUAAUGCAAUCAACAUGAUAAAAAAACAGCCAGUGGGUUUUUAGAAUAUUGUUACCUUGGGCUUCCGGUCUGGGUACCUCCACAACUCAGAAGUUCUGCAUUGGACACAGCACUGCUACGGCAUGGCGUGAUGGUCUGCAUUGUUCCGAUAACGGAUGGAACAGCAGAACAGGCAACGUGUUUGAAGAAAGCCACAGAUAUCUUGAUUGAGGAAAGCCACAGAUGCCUGAGGACGAUUGACAGCCUUCCAUUUUGGGGUAUUUUGCUCAAGACCCAGCAAAGCACAUGCUGCGCAUUGGCAACUUUUAUUUCUUGCGCUGAGGCAACAACCAGGCCAUGGCUAGUAGCUAGCAGUCAAUAGAAUCGACUCAUCAUCAUUUACCAAAUCAAAAAUUGCUGUAAACUAGACAGACUUCUUUCAGAUUG
Molecule: messenger RNA, 1181 nt
Organism: Seminavis robusta
Lineage: Eukaryota; Bacillariophyta; Bacillariophyceae; Naviculales; Naviculaceae
Source: the annotation of a GenBank genome assembly